GUAUUGUAAAGCGUGGUGGCAGGCUGCCAGUUGAACUUUUGCUCCACUUUCUUACGCUGAGACGAACAGGAGCUAAGGACCAUGGCGACCCUAUUAAAUCUCGAAGACUUCGACGAACCAGAAACGAGGCCUGAUACCUCAUACUAUAACACUGAUAAAACAAUGCUGCCUGCAGGAUCGAAACAUCACGAUGCUCAAACUAUGGGCAUCGGAAAAGCCAUCGCUGUGCUGACAUCAGGAGGCGAUGCACAAGGAAUGAAUGCCGCUGUCAGAGCAGUAGUGAGAGUAGGAAUUUACACAGGUGCCAAAGUCUACUUUGUACAUGAGGGAUACCAAGGAUUGGUUGACGGAGGUGACAACAUCAAAGAAGCCUCAUGGGAAAGCGUUUCAAUGAUGCUGCAGUUGGGUGGGACAGUUAUAGGGAGUGCAAGAUGUCAAGAUUUCCGAGGCCGAGAGGGUCGACUUAAAGCAGCCUGCAAUUUGGUAAAGAAAGGAAUUACCAACUUGUGUGUUAUUGGUGGAGACGGCAGCUUGACUGGAGCAGACACUUUUAGAUCAGAAUGGAGCGGCUUGCUGGCUGAUUUAGUGAAAGCAGAUACUAUUACUGAAGAUGAAGCCAAAAAGUCCAGUUAUCUGAAUAUCGUUGGCUUGGUUGGAUCCAUUGAUAAUGAUUUCUGUGGGACGGAUAUGACAAUCGGCACAGAUUCUGCCUUGCAUAGGAUAAUGGAAAUAGUAGAUGCCAUCACAACCACUGCACAAAGUCACCAGAGGACCUUUGUUCUUGAAGUGAUGGGUCGACACUGCGGGUAUUUGGCCUUGGUAACAGCCCUUGCAUGUGGUGCUGAUUGGGUUUUCGUUCCAGAAUCACCACCUGAAGAAAACUGGGAAGAACAUCUUUGUAGAAGGUUAAGUGAGACGAGAGGACGUGGAUCACGGCUUAACAUUAUCAUUGUUGCUGAAGGAGCAAUUGAUUUACAUGGCAAACCCAUUACAUCUGAUCUCGUUAAAGAUUUAGUGAUAAAACGUCUUGGUUAUGACACAAGGGUCACUGUGCUUGGCCAUGUUCAGCGAGGUGGAACACCAUCUGCCUUCGACAGAAUAUUGGGAAGCCGAAUGGGUGUUGAAGCUGUGAUGGCCCUAUUGGAGGGAACCCCAGAUACACCAGCUUGUGUGGUCAGUUUGUCUGGAAAUCAAGCCAUUAGACUUCCAUUGAUGGAAUGCGUACAAGUGACUAAGGAGGUGACACAAGCCAUGAAUGAGAAGAAGUUUGAAGAGGCCUUGAAAUUACGAGGAAAGAGUUUUGAAAAUAACUGGAAGGUUUAUAGAACAUUGGCUCAUAUCAGACCUCCAUCUGCAAAGAGUGGGUAUAAUCUGGCUGUUCUGAAUGUUGGAGCACCUGCAGCAGGUAUGAACGCAGCAGUGAGAUCCACAGUGAGAAUUGGCAUUAUUCAAGGUCACAGAAUGUUUGCUGUUCAUGAUGGAUUUGAAGGACUUGCAAAAGGACAGAUUGAAGAAAUUGGAUGGAGCGGUGUUGGUGGAUGGACUGGACAAGGAGGAUCCCGUCUUGGCACUAAGAGGACUCUGCCCAAGAAAUACUUUGAAGAAAUCAGUAAUAACAUAAGCAACUAUAAUAUACAUGGGCUAAUCAUUGUCGGCGGUUUUGAGGCAUUUACAGGCAGCUUGGAACUUAUGGAAGGACGAUGCAAGUAUGAAGAGCUAUGCAUACCCAUUGUUGUUAUCCCUGCCACUGUAUCAAAUAAUGUUCCCGGAUCUGAUUUCAGUAUUGGAGCAGAUACGGCUCUCAAUACUAUUACAGUUACCUGCGAUCGAAUCAAGCAGUCUGCCGCUGGAACUAAGCGCAGAGUCUUUAUCAUUGAGACCAUGGGAGGUUACUGUGGUUAUCUGGCUACUAUGGCAGGAUUUGCUGCUGGUGCCGACGCAGCUUACAUUUAUGAAGAAUCUGUGAACAUACAUGAAUUGCAAACAAAUGUCGAGCACCUUACAGAAAAAAUGAAGACCACAGUAAAAAGAGGUUUAAUACUGAGGAAUGAGAAGUGCAAUGACAACUAUUCCACAGAUUUUAUAUUUAAUCUAUAUUCUGAAGAAGGAAAAGGUGUUUUUGACUGCAGGAAGAAUGUCCUUGGUCACAUGCAGCAGGGUGGAACGCCUACCCCCUUUGAUAGAAACUUUGGCACAAAAAUGGGUGCAAAGGCCGUUCUUUGGAUGACAGGGAAAGUAAAGGAAUGCUCUAGACAUGGCCGCAUUUUUGCCAAUACGCCAGACUCUGCUUGUUUGCUUGGAAUGCGCAAGCGAAGUCUUGUUUUCCAGCCUCUAGUUGAACUUAAGGAGCAGACUGAUUUUGCCCAUCGUCUCCCUAAGGAACAGUGGUGGCUGAAACUUCGCCCUAUCCUGAAAAUUCUUGCAAAAUAUAAAAUCAACCUGGACACAUCUGACCAUGCACAUAUGGAACACAUUACACGUAAGACAUCUCAUCCAACCAAUAUCUAGUGCAGGUGCCCUGUUCUUGUUGCAGAGGGUGCUGCCUGUUAUGGUUACGGAUGGACAGGAGACAUAUGAAAGCAUGAAUGGGGUGUUUUCAACAUGCAGUGAACUUAUUUUGCUAUUUUAAAUGUUAAUUAUUGAAAUGUUCGCUUUGUAAUGUAGACAAGAAAUAUGAAUAUAAAGUAAAACAUAAAGGUGCUGUUCUGAGCACCCACUUGCCAAUAAUGAAUUCUGUGAUGCCAAGUAAAGUAUUCUGGGAUUACAGAUCUCACUGUACUGAUACUACUACUACUAGCGAAUUACUGCACAGUACUACUGAGUUGACUAAAAUGUGCACAUUAAUCUGUGUUGAGAGCCUCGGUUGUGUUAUACUAGAAUUAGCCUGGGUUUUGGGGUAAUUUAUCUAAACAACUUCUCAAAUGGAUUUUGUCACACCACAGUACUGCUUACAAUUAUUUAACUAUAUGAAAUUAGAUUACAUAUGUCAGAUUCCUUGUCAAACAAGCACAAAAUACUGUAUUAAUGAUGGGUAAAUGUGUUAAAAAUGUUGCAAUUAAAAACAUUAAAAAAAAA
Xenopus laevis (African clawed frog) is the source of this 3075-nucleotide messenger RNA. RefSeq names its product phosphofructokinase, muscle S homeolog (gene pfkm.S). Gene Ontology annotation, cellular component: membrane; 6-phosphofructokinase complex; cytoplasm. Gene Ontology annotation, biological process: canonical glycolysis; glycolytic process; fructose 6-phosphate metabolic process. The record is from RefSeq and is marked provisional. Gene Ontology annotation, molecular function: fructose-6-phosphate binding; 6-phosphofructokinase activity; AMP binding. Lineage: Eukaryota; Metazoa; Chordata; Amphibia; Anura; Pipidae.